Leptomonas pyrrhocoris is the source of this 1666-nucleotide messenger RNA. Its product is annotated as putative mitochondrial RNA editing 3' terminal uridylyl transferase 2. The record is from RefSeq and is a predicted model, not a curated record. NCBI's taxonomy places the organism in Eukaryota, Euglenozoa, Kinetoplastea, Trypanosomatida, Trypanosomatidae. The coding region runs from base 140 to 1666 and encodes 508 amino acids. Gene Ontology annotation, biological process: RNA 3'-end processing. The transcript has a single exon. Gene Ontology annotation, molecular function: nucleotidyltransferase activity.
GCCUUUUUAUGUGUCUUGCUUUGUUCCCUGCGUGCGAAACGCGUUUAGCUUCAGUGCGGCUGCCCACACGAGAGAUCUGAAUUGAAGGUCGCACUCUCCAGCGAUCUCACAGACGGCAACAGCAAGAGCAACAGUAGGGAUGCUUUCGCAGUCGCCGCUUUGCUGUUUUGUGGCCAUCACGCGCGCACUCUACGCAACUCCUGCCACGUCAUCGACGGCCACACACAAUGGCAUGGCUUCGUCCUCCACGCCGGCCGCCUCUCCCGCGGUCGCUGUCGCUGCGUUGAACCCCUCCAACGACCACUACGCCCAGUGGGGACGUGCGCUGCUGGAGGAGAACAACAAGCGCAUCGGACCAGAGCACAUGUUCCGCACCGCCAUCCGAGCCCAACAGCAGCUUCAGGGUCUGGCCGACAAGUGGACGCCAGACGCGAAGAUUUACUGCUGCGGUUCCAUGGUGACUCACGGACAGAUGGAGUGGGGCAGCGAUCUCGACCUCGCCUGCGUCUUCGACGACCCUUACCCAAAUCACCAAAUCCAGGCGAAGCGGGUGGAGCGUCUGUGGAGUGUGAUUAAGCGCUACAUGCCCUAUUACUUGAGACCGAACCUGUUGAAUCUGACCGAUGCCCGCACACCCGUCGUGAAGCUGCGUUACGUGAACGAGGAUAAGGUGGCACGGUCCCGCUACACGGUGUUCACCGAAGAGGAAGACCGCCGCUCCCGCACCGCUCUGUGGGACAUCCGCAAUCGCUGCCUCGACGACAGCGACUUGGAGUACAUCGCGUUGAAGAUGGGCCGCGAGAACGUCGAGGGGAUUUGGGUGCAGCGGACGACGUAUGGGUGCAAGGUGGCGGUGCAGUGCACCUCCCGCGAGCAGGCGAUCGAGGCGGUCGGCUUCUUUCCGGAUGGCAAGAUCAUGACGCGUGGGCAGCGCGAGGACUACACCCGCGACAUGCUCGACCCCCGCUUCGGGCCGGAGAUGUACAUGUACAAGUGGGACAUCUCAUUUGUGGCCUACGGCGUGAAGAACAGCUACCUGAUUCGGCACUACUUGCACCACGGCCCAGCCCCCGCGCGACACGCCGCAAUGGCGGCGAAGGCGUGGGGGAAGGCGACGGGCGUCGGUCUUGGCACGGCUGCCAUGCUGACCUCGUACGCCGUGACGAUCCUGUUGCUGCACUACAUGCUCGCGACGCGGCAGCUGGAGUGGGUCGAUCCAUGGUCCAUUGCCCACCCGGCGCACAUGCCGCGCUACCCCGACUACUCCCCGCUCGUGGACUGCGAUCCGGUGGAGCUGGCGAAGCUGCUGCACGGAUUUUUUAUUUACUACGGCAACCACUUCGACUACGAGAAGAACGUUGUCAGCAUCAGCCGGCCGCGGCUGUCGACGCGGGCGGACGUCGGCUGGAACUUCCCGCAGCACCGCAAGGGCACCUACUCCUACUUCAUGGGCAUCGAGGACCCGUACGAGGACGUUGGGAUUGGAGGGCUGAAUCUGGGUCGUCACCUGCACCCGGCCAAGUUCCAGCAGGUGAAACAGGAGUUUUUGCGCGCGGCGCAGAACAUGGAGCGCUACGUCCCCUUAAACUCACCCGAUAAGACCAUCAUUGGUGUGCGUCGGGCCGAUUUGUCGAGCCAACACAGCCGCUACCGCCAUGACCAUUAG